This is a messenger RNA of Miscanthus lutarioriparius, 1119 nucleotides long. The record is from the annotation of a GenBank genome assembly. Lineage: Eukaryota; Viridiplantae; Streptophyta; Magnoliopsida; Poales; Poaceae.
AUGGGGCGGGACGGCGGUGGCGGCGUCGCCGGCGGCAUGUCUGACUCGCUGCUCCGGAAGGUGCUCCUCUCCUACUUCUACGUGGCGGUGUGGAUCUUCCUCUCCUUCUCCGUCAUCGUCUACAACAAGUACAUCCUCGACCCCAAGAUGUACAACUGGCCCUUCCCCAUCUCGCUCACCAUGGUGCACAUGGGUUUCUGCUCAUCCCUCGCCGUCGCGCUCGUCCGCGUCCUCCGCGUCGUCGACCUCCCCACAUCGCCCUCCAUGACGCCGCAGCUCUACACCUCCUCCGUCGUCCCCAUCGGCGCGCUCUACGCGAUGUCGCUCUGGUUCUCCAACUCCGCCUACAUCUACCUGUCCGUGUCGUUCAUCCAGAUGCUCAAGGCGCUCAUGCCAGUCGCCGUCUACUCCAUCAGCGUCCUCUUCAAGAAGGAGACCUUCAGGUCCUCCUCCAUGCUCAACAUGCUCUCCAUCUCCUUCGGCGUGGCCAUCGCCGCCUACGGCGAGGCGCGCUUCGACGUGCGCGGGGUCGCGCUGCAGCUCGCCGCCGUCGCCUUCGAGGCCACGCGGCUCGUGCUCAUCCAGAUCCUGCUCACAUCCAAGGGCAUCUCGCUCAACCCUAUCACCUCGCUCUACUACGUCGCGCCGUGCUGCUUCUGCUUCCUCGUCGUGCCCUGGGCCUUCGUCGAGCUGCCCAGGCUGCGCGCCGUCGGCACCUUCCAACCGGAUUUCUUCAUCUUUGGGACGAACUCACUCUGCGCCUUUGCGCUCAACCUUGCCGUCUUCCUGCUAGUCGGCAAGACCUCGGCGCUGACCAUGAACGUCGCUGGAGUAGUCAAGGACUGGCUGUUGAUUGCCUUCUCGUGGUCCGUGAUCCGGGACACUGUCACUCCGAUCAACCUGUUUGGGUACGGGAUCGCAUUUUUGGGGUGGGAUACUACAAUCAUGUCAAGCUGCAGGCGCUCAAGGCUAAGGAGGCCCAGAAGAAAGCCGCCCAGGCUGAUGAGGAGGCUGGGUCGCUCUUGCAGGAGCGCGAUGGGCACGGUGAUCGCAAGAGCGACAAUCAGGCUUAGAGUGCCAGAUCUGAUCCUGGCUUCCCCAUAUUUGGUUGGUUCUUGA